AUGGGCAGCAUCAGGCGCAUCAAGACAAAACGCCGGACCCGCGACUUGGAUCAGGUCAAGGCUGAUCUUAAAUCCCCCAAGCACCUCUCCCAACACCAAAAUGCCAAAGCCUCCGAAGACCUGCCCGCACUGGGCGCUUUCUACUGCAUCGAAUGCGCCAAGUACUUCUCAGACAGCCAUAACCUGAACGAGCAUCGGAGAGGAAAGAUACACAAGAGACGCGUCCGGAUGCUUAAGGAAGAGGCACACACCCAACAACUCGCAGAAGCCGCUGUGGGCUUGGGAGUAGAUAACGGCCGUGCACAUCGAAACACUGAAGCCAUGGAGGAUGUUUGA
This is a messenger RNA of Capronia epimyces CBS 606.96, 336 nucleotides long. RefSeq lists its product as uncharacterized. The transcript has 3 exons. The record is from RefSeq and is a predicted model, not a curated record. Gene Ontology annotation, molecular function: nucleic acid binding; zinc ion binding. Bases 1 to 336 code for a protein of 111 amino acids. NCBI's taxonomy places the organism in Eukaryota, Fungi, Ascomycota, Eurotiomycetes, Chaetothyriales, Herpotrichiellaceae.